Molecule: messenger RNA, 1457 nt
Organism: Cladocopium goreaui
Lineage: Eukaryota; Dinophyceae; Suessiales; Symbiodiniaceae
Source: the annotation of a GenBank genome assembly
GCACUCACUUCCUGGCACUGGCAGCUGUUGGCCAUGGCGCUAGCCAUGGCCACGGCUCGGAGAUCGAACUGGAGAGGUACACCGCAGCUGGUAGCUCUGAAGAUGUGCUGCACUGGCGUCCCAAGCGUCUGCCCGACGGACGGCGCGAGGAGUACAGCGUGGGGGAUGGCUACUGCCUGAUGAGGACCUCCAAUCAGCAACGCCUAGAGCAGAUGGGCCUAGUGGACGAGGAGGAACUUCGACGCUUAGCCAAGGGGCCGCCUGUAUGGCUGGUUUCUUCGAAUUGUCGCGUCAGAAGCUUGGGCCCUGUGAAUCCGCAGCUCUGGCGCGAUCGGCAGAAUAGGACGCCAUCCAUGCAUGGCUGGCCAGUGAAGGUCCAACUUUUCCAUUGCCCCAAGCGUGUGCCUGUGGCAUUUCUCACGGUACCAAAGUGUGGUACCACCUCCACCAUCAAUUGGGUCUUGCAGAUGGAAGGCCAAGAACAACUUCGUAGCCUUGAACGAAGCGGCAAGGCCUUUCUACAUCAUCAAGGUCCGGGGCAGCUGGCGGACUUGGUGAAGGGAGAACUGGAAUCCGCGGCAUCCCAGGGAACCAUCCCGAAUGAGAAACUGAUGGACAAGGACUUUGCAAGUCUGGUGAUGUUUCGAGCGUUGCAUCGCUACAAGCCUGGCUUAGAGAGCUAUGAUGCCACAGUGACUGUGGAACGCGAGUUUUUACCGCCAGCCAAUUUGUGCCCGCUGUGCUGCAUACAUGGCUGGCAGCGGCAACGGGUGGUACUGGCCAGGAACCCUUUCGUGAGGCUGAUGUCCUACUUCCGCUUUGUCUGGUUGAACAACCCAAACUGGGGCGACCACAAGUGGACAGGCUGGGCCGGCUUCUCUGACUACUAUCAGUUCGUGCUGCAAAUGCGCGAUUCGAAGCCUGGACUCUUUGCCAAUGGCUUGGACUGGGUGCCGGAAUCGGUCAACAAGUGCAAGCAGGAGAACGACGGGAAGUUGGAAGGCACGGCUCUCCAUCCUUGGAUCUGUAAAACGACCUACUACACCUUAUCCGCCUAUGAUAUCUUCCACCUUCGUCCAGUGAGUGACAUGGUGUCGGAUGAACGCUUUCUGGCCGGUCCAGCUGCUAUGGAAGACAUUCUGGUGCUGCAUUUGGAGACUCUCAAAGAAGACAUCCUGCAGCUUGAAGAAGCUUUGUGCUCGAGGUUCGGCUUCUGCGAAAAACUGCCGCCCUUCCCUUCGGUGCUCCCGGGGAAAAACAUCCGCGACAGCGCAGUGGAAGGAGCGGUGAAAGAGAAGUGUGGCUUCAAAGAAAAGACACUCACUUGGCACAACUGCACUGCUCCAGAGUGGUUGCAGCUCUGGGACCCACGCGUGACCUCGAUGGUGGUCCGCCACUACCGCCAGGAUUUCCGGUGGUUGGGAUACUCCACGGAUCCUGCGAAUCUCUUGCCAUUG